AUGUUGGUCAUUCCUUGUUUAGAUCGACUACAUCCAGCUAUAGCAAAAUAUAGUAGCGUCGAGUUCCGUUUGGAUUUGGUUAUGACCUCUGAUUCAAAUAAAGAAAAUGAGCUGUCUAAGUAUAUUAAAGAAUAUACACCGGGCAUUAUCGAGAAAGAAGUCAGCUAUGGCAAGCAGUUCUCCGUCACAAAAAGCGAAAUCGAACUAGAACCCUUACUGAAACCAAACCCACACCGUUUCGUCCUUUUCCCCAUAGAAUAUCACGAUGUCUGGCAUUUUUAUAAGAAGGCUGUAGCUUCUUUUUGGACUGUGGAAGAGGUGGAUUUGUCCAAAGAUCUCAUACAUUGGGAGUCGCUCAAGGUUGGGGAACGUCAUUUCAUAUCCUACGUGUUAGCUUUCUUUGCGGCGAGUGACGGAAUUGUACUCGAGAACCUCCUAGAACGCUUCAGCCAGGAAGUCCAGAUCCCAGAGGUUCGUUGCUUUUAUGGAAUGCAGAUAGCUAUCGAGAAUAUUCACUCUGAAAUGUACUCUUUAUUAAUUGAUACAUACAUCAAAGACUCCAAAGAAAGGGACUUUCUCUUCAACGCCAUAAGCAACUUAACUUGUGUUGCAAAAAAGGCUCAGUGGGCAUUAGAUUGGAUUGGAGAUUCCAAAUCUACUUUUGCAGAACGUUUAAUUGCUUUUGCAGCAGUGGAAGGUGUUUUUUUUUCUGGUAGCUUCGCAGCUAUAUUCUGGCUUAAGAAACGAGGUCUUAUGCCUGGACUGUCUUUUAGCAAUGAAUUAAUCAGUAGAGACGAAGGACUACAUUGUGAUUUCGCUUGUCUAUUAUUUAAACAUAUUAUCAAAAAGCCUUCGGAAGAACGUGUCGAGUCAAUAAUAAGAGAGGCGGUUCUAAUAGAACAAGAGUUUUUAUCAGAAGCUCUACCAGUCAGCUUAAUUGGAAUGAAUUGCAAACUGAUGUGUCAGUACAUUGAAUUUAUCGCAGACAGGCUACUAGUUGAACUUGGUUAUGAAAAGAUGUAUCAUUCUGACAAUCCUUUUGACUUUAUGGAAAAUAUAUCGAUCGAAGGAAAGACAAACUUUUUUGAGAAGCGAGUUGGUGAAUAUCAACGUGCUGGUGUCAUGUCUCGAGCGAGGGGCGAAUCAACCCAUAACUUUUCUGUUGAUGAAGAUUUUUAGUGUGACGAACUAUAUUUUUAUAUGAAUAGAUAUGCAUUUAUACCUUGACAAUUAUAGAUCUUGACCAGUCUUAUCCGUACUUGGUUCUCAGGGUUUCAUAUCUGGGGCUGUAAUCGCUCUGUUAAAGCGACUCCAGUACUCAAUUUGUUAUGACGUAUUUUUGACUCAUUAGUUUUCUCGCUCUGUGGUUACUAAAUAUACUUUUCGAGUGGUUAGUCACAUUUCCUGUGCUUUGUGUUCCGAAGUACGAGGCUCAGUCUACGCAAAAUUCUGGUGGUCGUUCGUCACCCUAUCACCUAAGUCGCAAAACCAGAUCAGCAACUGACAUAAGGUUAAUUGUGGUGUACUGGCAUUCAAACUGUGAGAUGUUAGUACGAGUGGUAAUAUUAAGUAAGUAGAGUUAAGAUUCUGGUUCCUGAGCACUGAUCAAGUAAAGGAUAUGGGAAUCUUCUAUGCACAAUUAUUUAAACAUAUGGCUGGCGUUUCACGUUAAGUUAUCACCUCCAAAUAGUGCGAGGGAUUGUCGAAUACCAGUGAAUAGGACGUCGCUCCAAGUCUGGUACACUUAUCAGAAAGCAGUACUUGGUUCUAGUAACUGAAGGUUAAUUGUACAUGGUGGAAAACAAGAGCUACGGCAGGGUGAUAUUGCGUACAAAUAUUUGAUCAUAGGCCCCUUCAAAACAGUCAACGUUGUUCGGUGGUGUGCGGCUUGGUUAGAUGAUUUUACUAGAGAUUACUCCGUAAGGUAGUAUAACAAUUCUUCGCGAUGCUGGAAUUAGAUUAUUAUUUGAGCAUGAAAGACUAGUUGCUUAGUAUCUAGCGUCAUUUCAAGGGACUAAGAAGUCUACUGAGAGGUACUGCGUGAAUCGAGCUGCCAAAAACCAGUCAAGCCUCCUGAUCCGUGCUGAAAGUCCUCGAGAUACCGGACCAGGACUGAUGAGACUCCCAAAAUAAGAGCAGCGGUCGAUGCGUCCAACUACUUCAGUCCCUACCAAUAAUUUGGGCGAUGGCGCAGGGCAAUCCUGAAGUGACAUUUUGGAUAUUGAAGGAGGGGACCGCAUCCCAAACAUGUUUGCAUUUUUAUUUAAGGUAGUCAGAAGGCUGCAUACUGUUAAUGUCUUUAGACAGGACUAUAUUAUAUGCGUAUCUUAAGUCAGCAAGAGGAUCUCAUGGCAGAAGAUCAAUUCCUAGAAAUUUGGGUGAUGUAGGUUAUCUCUAAAAGUAUGUUGAUGUCAAACUUAAACAGAAAUGGGAAGGACGGAUAACCCUGACGUACACCACCUAAGGGAACGAGCCCUAGUUAUAGUUCGCCAUAAAUCCUGACUCGACGAAUAGUGUUUGCGUAGAGAACCUGUACAAGGUCAAGUUGCUUCUUUGGUAACCCUCCCAACAACAGGCAGUGCCACAGAACCUCAUGGUCAACAGAGCCGAACGCCGCCUAGGAGUCGAGGAAUACAAUCUGAUUCUUACGUCGCUGUUCCAGAAACUGCCGAAGGGUGAAUAUUUCGUUCAUACAUUCACGUCCAGGUUGGAAACCAGCCUGGUUCUUUCUAGCUUACUUUUAACGAGCUCUAGGUAGACGUCGAAGUAUUGUUGUUAAUAUUUUAGACACUUAAUUAAACUGAUUGUCGUAAGAUUCUUAUCUUUUCUUAUGGACUAAGUCACGUCCCAGUUUUUGCUCGUUCCCUUUAUUGAAGUACGGCAUAUCGUCUAUUUGCAAUUCACGAACCCAAAUUAACAAUAGAACCAAACUCCACUUAGAUACCAAAGUUUAUUCGCGAUUUACAGAUAGUCGACCCAAAUGUCUGGCUCUAUCAUAACCCAAAUGAAUGGGCGAUGAAAUGCUAGCUUCAAUAGCCAUUUUGGCCUUUCCUUUACAGUAGUAUAAUAAAUACGACAACAAUUGGCCCUUAUCGGACAGUUUACUCUCGAUAAUGCUAGUAAACUGACCAAUAAAACGGUGGUACUGACUCGGUUGUCCAUCAAAAUAUAUCAUACCGAUCUUAGGUAAAACCAUAUUAUCAACCAUUGUAUGUAAUGUGUCCUUCGAUUCCUCAACCCAAUCGCUUUUUGAGAUGUUACAUACCUCCCUUGAGUGAUUAUUACACCCAGUAUCACAAUCCAAAUAAUUUUCCACUUUAGCAUUUAUCCCACAUAUAUCUACGGGUAGUUGUUCAUCGUCCUCGAUGGCCUUACAUUCUAAUUCAGCGAUAUUAACCUGUUCUUGGAGAUCUAACAUCUUAAGUUGCCGUUCUAAUUCAAGUCUCUUUUCUAAAUUCCUUUUCCCCAGUAAUGCUUUACCUAACUUUAAUCUAGAAGUACUAAGCUGACUAGAGGACAUACUAUUAAUACUAACAUCGUCACAUUUAUCAUCAUUAACGUCAUACAUACCACAAACAGCUCUGGAAAUUUUACCGUCCAAUUCGUCAUUUUCCCUCGGUCUUUUGCUUCGAGUUUCCAUAGUACGCCUUUGUUCUGUAGAACCAGAAUUUGGACCCGAAUUAUUGUCCAGACUAAUCCAAAGUAUGAACACAGAACCAAGUUGUUACCAGAUCUUAGCUAAUCUAACUGCUAAAACUGGACUACCAUCCUUUAAAAAAUAAUUCACCAGGCUCUGCUGCUCUUUCUCGCUACAGACCAUUAAUAGCUUUCUCAGCCUUACUAAGAGAUGGAGGACUUACAUCAGUUUGCUUGUAGAUAGUGUGUGGCCGAAGACCAGUUGAACUAUUCCCUAAAUUAUUGUCCUCUUCGGUUCAAACUUCUGGAUUGAAAGUGAAUAAUAAUCAUCUGUUUACGAGAUAGUUUUAAUAACAGUUGUAUCAUAAACACCCGCUUCUUUGGUAAGUUUAAACAGUUACCUAUUGUAGCCGCCCUUUUCAUCUAUUCCGCUUUUGCUACCCACUUCUGCUCGCGAUAACUACAUAGGCCUGUUUUACCAGCCAACGCUUAAGCUCCCUCAUUGUGUUUGGAGCAAGACGGAAUGAUUUUCCGAGCAUCUAUCAAUUUCGUAGACACCGCUGAUUUUCACUAACCAGACAAAUAUGUCCUCAAACUAGAGCGUGACCCGAGUCAAAGUAUGUGCUCCAAAAUGAGCGAGUUUUUUGUCGAGCUCCUCCAACGAUGGUUAGUAGCGAUGUGAUUUAUUCGAGUCCAUCAAUGAGUCGAUUGUGGAAGCCGUCAGACGAAGUUUCGCCUUAUGUUCAAAAUCGGUG
This is a messenger RNA of Schistosoma haematobium, 4391 nucleotides long. RefSeq names its product Ribonucleoside-diphosphate reductase subunit M2 (gene RRM2). Gene Ontology annotation, biological process: deoxyribonucleotide biosynthetic process. Gene Ontology annotation, molecular function: ribonucleoside-diphosphate reductase activity, thioredoxin disulfide as acceptor. The transcript has 4 exons. Lineage: Eukaryota; Metazoa; Platyhelminthes; Trematoda; Strigeidida; Schistosomatidae. The coding region runs from base 1 to 1179 and encodes 392 amino acids. The record is from RefSeq and is a predicted model, not a curated record. Gene Ontology annotation, cellular component: cytosol.